CUCGCUCUGCUGCCCGGGACACGCCGCCUCCCAGCCGGAGGUUCCGGUUACCCGCAUCCACUUCUUCUGUCCCGGUGCCCUGCUCCGUCGUCGGCUUUUGUCAAUUGGAGCCCAUAUCUUUGCCGCUAUCUCCGCGUCCAGCCGCCUCCCAGCCAGUGCCAUCCCACAGGUGUCUACACGUCUGGCCGUCCAUCCGUCGGUCCCUCCUGGGGCGGACGCUGACCAUGCCCAGCGGUUGCCGCCGCCUACAUCUCGUGUGCCUGUUGUGCAUCCUGGGGGCAUCAGGUCAGCCUGUCAGAGCGGAUGACUGCAGCUCCCACUGUGACCUGGCCCACGGCUGCUGUGCACCUGAUGGCUCUUGCAGGUGUGACCCAGGCUGGGAGGGGCUGCAUUGUGAACGCUGUGUGAGAAUGCCUGGCUGUCAGCAUGGUACCUGCCACCAGCCCUGGCAAUGCAUCUGCCACAGUGGCUGGGCAGGCAAGUUCUGCGACAAAGAUGAGCACAUCUGCACCUCCCAGUCCCCCUGCCGGAAUGGAGGCCAGUGUGUAUAUGAUGGGGGUGGCGAGUACCACUGCGUGUGCCUACCAGGAUUCCAUGGGCAUGACUGUGAGCGCAAGGCUGGACCCUGUGAGCAGGCAGGCUCCCCAUGUCGGAACGGCGGGCAAUGCCAGGACGACCAGGGCUUUGCCCUCAACUUCACAUGCCGCUGCUUGGCGGGCUUUGUGGGUGCCCACUGUGAGGUGAAUGUAGACGACUGCCUGAUGCGGCCUUGUGCUAAUGGUGCCACCUGCCUUGAUGGCAUAAACCGCUUUUCCUGCCUCUGCCCUGAGGGCUUUGCUGGACGCUUCUGCACCAUCAACCUGGAUGACUGUGCCAGCCGCCCGUGCCAGAGAGGGGCUCGCUGUCGAGACCGGGUCCAUGACUUUGACUGCCUGUGCCCCAGUGGUUACGGUGGCAAGACUUGUGAGCUUGUCUUACCUGUCCCAGACCCUGCCACCACGGUGGGCACUCCCCUAGGGCCCACCUCGGCUGUGGUGGUACCUGCUACAGGGCCAGUCCCCCACAGCGUGGGGGCAGGUCUUCUGAGGAUCUCUGUGAAGGAGGUGGUGCGGAGACAAGAAGCUGGGCUAGGUGAGUCUAGCUUGGUGGCUCUGGUAGUGUUUGGGGCCCUCACUGCCGCCCUGGUCCUGUCCACUGUAUUGUUGACCCUGAGGGCUUGGCGCCGGGGCAUCUGUCCCCCAGGACCCUGUUGCUAUCCUGCCCCACAUUAUGCCCCAGCACGGCAGGACCAGGAAUGUCAGGUUAGCAUGCUGCCAGCAGGGCUCCCCCUGCCACCCGACCUGCCCCUUGAGCCUGGAAAGACCACAGCACUGUGAUGGAGGUGGGGGCUUUCUGGCCCCCUUCCUUACCUCCUCCACCCCUCAGCCUGGAGUGGUCCUUUCUUGCUACCCCUCAGUUUGGGUAUACAUACUGAGGGGAGACUUCAGCCUUGUACCAGAAAUAUUAUUUUUUUAAUAUACAGAAUGUAAGACAGGAAUUUUAUCAAAUAAAACUAUGAAAAUGCA
Ictidomys tridecemlineatus (thirteen-lined ground squirrel) is the source of this 1565-nucleotide messenger RNA. It is a transcript of the gene Dlk2, whose product is annotated as delta like non-canonical Notch ligand 2. NCBI's taxonomy places the organism in Eukaryota, Metazoa, Chordata, Mammalia, Rodentia, Sciuridae. Gene Ontology annotation, molecular function: calcium ion binding. The record is from RefSeq and is a predicted model, not a curated record.